Messenger RNA from Triticum turgidum subsp. durum (durum wheat), 780 nucleotides. NCBI's taxonomy places the organism in Eukaryota, Viridiplantae, Streptophyta, Magnoliopsida, Poales, Poaceae. The record is from the annotation of a GenBank genome assembly.
AUGACCAAUUUUGUGUGGAGAAUCCUCACGCAACCAUGCGCAUGUAUCAGUAGCGUAGCCAUGCCCGGAGGAAUCGCCCCUUCCGUUCUGUUACUUGUGGAAGGCCGUGGAAUAUGCAUGAUGAGCACCGCGUGGAGAGACAAGCAGGAACACCACCUUAUCAACUUCAUUGGCGCGUUCCUGGCCGCCAACUUGUAUCGCCUAAACUUCCUGUCGAUAUCUCCUGACUUCAUCUUCAACAAUGGGGGGCUAUCAGUUGCUUUCAUCUUUGAGACGAGCUGGGAUCGUGGGAAUGCAGCUGCUGUUUUUAGCAGGGUGAAUGCAUUGAAGAGGCAGUUCAAAAAUCUCUAUGUCGUUGUCUCUGUUCCCACGGUGGAGCAAAUCGAAUCGUUUAAUCAGUCUUAUUUCAAGUAUGGCAUGGAGCUUGGCUCCCCUACAUUUGUGUCUGUUAACGAUCCAGAGAUGGGAUUUGAGAUGAUGCUCAAGAUUGCUCAUGCCCGUGGAGUAUGCAAGCAGCAGGACAUUAGCUCAACAAUGAGGAAUGAGCGGGAGCAAGCAGUUCAGUGCAUGGAUGCCUAUGUACGAGUGCUCACCUCUAUUCCUGGUAUUGAUGAUCACGAUGCCAAUAUGCUUGCCCAAGCUAUUGGCUCCAUUGAAGCAAUUGCAAAAGCAUCCGAGAGUUCUAUCCUAGAAAACACUGACCUCUCCAGGGAUAAGGCAGAGACAAUUGUCAGGUUCUUCAGGGAUCCGCAGUUCUACUUAAGCCCUAAAAUCAACUAA